AUGACGCAGGCACGUCGCAAUCGAGCGCAAGAGCCGGGGCGCGGCACGACCCCAGCAGGCGAGGGUACUAGUAGUUCCGGGCAACAGGGAGGGUACUCACCCACAACACACAUCCUGCCACGCACGCCCCCGCCCACGACCCGCCCGCUGGCCGUCCCGCGCACGGAGAGCGAGCACAACGACCUGCCCAAGCUGCUCACGAAACUGAAGAGGAUGGAUAGUCAGGAUACGGCGGUGUCGCCAAGCAGGCGGCCGUCGUGGAAAGGCGCGCUAGGCGCUAAGAUCCAGAGGAUCCUGUCGACGGGCGAGGAGUCGACGAAGGACGAGGAGUCGACGCUCGCGGGGGAGGACGUGUCGUCGCUGAAGAGCUGGCCUGCGCGAGGGAGGGGGAAGGCACUCUGCCGGCCUCCUCCCUCCCCCUCCACGACCUCCUGCACCGUCCUGCGCUCGCCGUCCCUCGCGAUCUCUGCACAGCGCGAUGCAUGCGACUGCGCGCUCAUGGCAUCCCGUCUGCACCCUCAAUCUCACAUGCCCGCGUCCAAUCGCAUGCGACAGCUUCCCAUUGAUGUCCCGGUCGUGCAUGCGUAUGGCCCCGACCUGCCUACGACUUCAUUCGGCGCUGCACCGACGCGUGCGCGUCUCGCACGCCGAGGCAGCGACCGUCCUAUCGAUCCACCUGGCCGUCCGCGCUACAAAAUCGAAACACCUGCUCCCCAUUGCGCAGUACACGCUGGAGUCGUUCACCACGACUCGCAGAACUACGCCCGUGACGUCGUCGACACUCCGUGCCCGCCCACGCGCUCGCCCGCAAGACCGACCUUCAACGCCCACGCCCCGCAACGCUUAUACGCGAGGUACAUGCUUAUCACACCUUGA
Trametes versicolor FP-101664 SS1 is the source of this 876-nucleotide messenger RNA. RefSeq lists its product as uncharacterized. NCBI's taxonomy places the organism in Eukaryota, Fungi, Basidiomycota, Agaricomycetes, Polyporales, Polyporaceae. The record is from RefSeq and is a predicted model, not a curated record. The transcript has 6 exons. The coding region runs from base 1 to 876 and encodes 291 amino acids.